This is a messenger RNA of Lytechinus pictus (painted urchin), 4330 nucleotides long. Its product is annotated as asparagine--tRNA ligase-like. The record is from RefSeq and is a predicted model, not a curated record. Gene Ontology annotation, molecular function: asparagine-tRNA ligase activity; ATP binding. The coding region runs from base 382 to 786 and encodes 134 amino acids. NCBI's taxonomy places the organism in Eukaryota, Metazoa, Echinodermata, Echinoidea, Temnopleuroida, Toxopneustidae. Gene Ontology annotation, cellular component: mitochondrion. The transcript is spliced from 7 exons. Gene Ontology annotation, biological process: asparaginyl-tRNA aminoacylation.
GUAUCUCAAGAUGGCAUCCUCCUGUGCGUACGUCGUGUGGAGAAGGCAUGGCAUGUUUUUUAAAAGACUGAGCAUUUUGCAGGGGAAAUUAACCAAUUUUAGUCAGGAAUUUUGGUGACUCACAUUCUGCCAAUAAUAUCAAAGAUUUGAUCGGUCAUGAAGGAAAUGUCGGAAAGGAUGUGGAAGCAAAAUUCUCAUACGAAGGCCUACACGUUUGGCCCAACAUUCCGAGCAGAGAACUCAAGGACAAGACGUCAAUUGGCAGAAUUCUAUAUGGUUGAAGGAGAGCUUGCUUUUCUAACUCGUGAAAAGAUAUCACUAAGGUCAUGGAAGACUUUGUGAAAUCAGUUGCCAAUACCGUCUACACAAAGAGCUCAGAGGAUGUCCAAUUUAUUGGGGACAGAAUCAACGAAGGAACCAAACAUGCGACUCUCGUAUACAGAAGCCAUCUCAUUAUUGGACAGACAUAAAGAUCAAUUUGAAUUCAAACCAUUAUGGGGCUUUGACCUGCAGUCUGAACACGAGGCCUUCUUGGUUUGUCACUGUGGGAACAUCCCUGUCUUUGUAGUGGACUACCCAAAGUAUAUCAAACCUUUCUAUGCUAGGCUGAAUAGCGAUGACAAAACGGCAGCAGUUGUAGAUCUGUUGGUUCCAAGAGUAGGCGAGUUGAUCGGUGGUGGCCGUAGCUUGAGAGAGGAACGUCUUGAUGAACUCCAACAUAGAACAAAGCACCUGGGACUACAGGAUUCUAAUUACCAAUGGUAUCUGGAUUUAAGACGCUUUUGAACAGUUCCCCAUGGUGGCUUUGGACUUGUGGCUUUGGACUUGGGUUUGAGCGCCUGCUAGGGUACUUACUUGGUGUGGACCACAUACGAGAUGUCAUUCCCUUCCCACGAUUCCCUGGCUCCUGCCCUCUCUGAUGGUAGCUCUGUCAAACUUCUUAAUGGGGACAUCUUCUGAUUGUGGUGUGAUGGUGCUGAUUUUACCCGACUGCUGAGAACGGAUGAUGAAUGUCUGCUAGCAACCAGAGGACAGAUGGCUUUGCAUCCUUGCAGAGGGACCUGGACAUGAGGUUCAGGGGAAACCAGGAAGUGGGGGGGGGGUGUUUCACAAAGAUUUAAGUGCGACAUAUGGGGUGUUGCAGGAAACUUGCAGUUGAUCGCAAGACAGUUUUAGGACCACAAAUCAAUGGAAAGUCUCCCUUUUCAUUGCAAUUUUGCAAAUAUUUCCCUGCAACCCCCCCCCCUAGGAGUCGCACUUAAAUUUAAGUAGCGCACUUUAUGUGCACUACCGUGUGCUAGCGUUUAAGCAUGACUCAAAGUCCCUCUUAUCUUUUGUGAAUCGCCCAUCAGGACCUAGGCCUCGCAUCAAACACAGGAAUCUGUGUUACGAAGAUCACUGUCCUACCAUUGCGCGCUACCAUUGGGAAUGUUUCUUGGAACAAAUAGUUAUUUUCACAGACUAAUUCUCUCUAAGCCAAUCAGAUACAAGGAAUAUGGUAGCUUAUAACAGAAGUCAGUAAAGUCCAAGUGCACACUAUGCGAUCCGAUACAACAGAAGUCAGUAAAGUCCAAGCGCACACUAUGUGAUCCGAUACAAUACAGUUUUUUUAAUGAAUUGCAUUUUGCAUUAAAUAUGAAAGUGCCAAGGAGUAAAAGUAUUUCAUUUGAAGACAGGCAUAAUGUUAGGAAUAAUAAAAUCAUAAUUUUGCUUUGCGGCAAGCCCUGUGGUCGGAGUAAUGUCCAAAGUGGCUUCAAGUCGCAGCCGUUGGUGACAUUAUGAUUUGGAAUUGAAUUUGCUUUUAUCCCUACACGGAUGCUCGAAUUAAACUGAAUUUCGAUUGUAAUAGUCAAUCCACUUUUUUUAACUCUACUCGCUAAGAUUUCAUAAGUUGGAAUGUUCAUAUCAAAUGUUAUUGGAAUUUCUUUGAAAUUUGGAUUGCAACGAAUCGUAUAGUGUGCGCUGGGGUUUUGAGUCACUAUUUGUUACAUUGCAUGCUCCCCUGAUAUACCAUAUUUUAUCAAGGGUUAUUAUCUAAUACUUACUGAUAUUAUCCGAAAAAUUGACAAUUAUGAGGUCAGUAUGGUAAGGUCCCCUAAGACUGCGCAGGCCCCUUGUCUGCGCACAUGCGUAUCUGCGCGACUCUAGCAAAAGAAGAUACACGACGACCACAGACUUUACAUGACUUUAAAAUACAUAGAAACAUAUUCAUGAAAAAAACUAACUCAAAAUGAUGGAAAAUCAAUAAUUUGGGGGCAUUUAUGUGACGGCCUCCAAAUGCAGCCUUUUUCAUAAAAAUCCCUGAAAUCGUGUGUAAAGUGAAUGGGUGCGCAGACAUGUGGCUCUCCAUUAUUCUGUUUAAUCUGAAAAUGACUUGCUGAUGUUUUUUCCAAGAAAAUCAUAUAUUUCUCUAAAAUUCUUAUGAGAUUUCAACUGUAAAUUUUCUUGAAAAUAAAGAAAAAUCAUGAUUAAUAUUAAUCUAAAUUUUUAGGUGCGCAGACAUGGCUCCUUCCCCCUUCAAUCAAAAGUGAAUGUAGUCUAACUACUUCAGACUCUGCAUCAUGCAUUCUGUGGAAAAUCAAAGGUCUUUGCCUGCAGACUACUAAAGGCUUUGAAGAAGUUAGUGCAAUAUUAUACAAAUAAUGCAUGGCUCAGUGCAUUGGGUCAGCAUGCGAUAACUCUGUCUGGAAACCAUACAUUUAUGUCAAUGGGUCAUCGACAUCAUUGCCCUCUUUGUGACCUUGGAUUAUCACAGUUUUAAGGGUAAAUGAAAAAGAGAAAAAAAUUGAUCUUUCAAAGUCGGAAAUGUAACACUCCUGGAAUAUUGCAUUGCAUAAUGCAGGCAAUAUCUAUUUAACAUUGGAGAUUUCUGCCACAUUAAUCAAAUCUACCAAGAGUCAUAUAUUUGGGUUUUUUUAAUCCAAUAUGGGACUUAAUGUGCUUUUGCUAUUCAUGAACCCAUUUUAUAUUUUUUAUGUAGACUUUUUGUAGCAGGAGCAGGUCCAAGCUAUUUUCUCUUUGCUUACAGUUAAAAUAUCAGAAUUAUCAGUUCUUUCAUUAGUAGAUGCAAACUCUGUUAGCCAUGGUUACUACAUGUAGGAGUCAAUAAGUUGUGCAUUGGUUAGAAAUGAUUUGCAAGUAUUUUUAGUCUUUGAAUUAUGAUCAUUUAGAAUUAGGCUGAGUAUUUGUGGUUUAAAAGCCUGUCUUCAGUUUUGAAAAAGGCUAAAAAAUGUAAAAUAUUCUUGAUCAUUUUACAUUUUGAUUUUAAGACUUUGUAGUAGCUGAUUAAUUUUCUUUUUUUUUCAUCCCCCAAUUCUCUGACAAUUUAAAUAUUCAAACCAAACAUAUUUAGUGCCCUCUAUCAGUGAUAUUUUGUGUUCCUUUGAUAGGGCUUUUUGAACAUUUAAUCUUACAAAUUUAGGGAUUUAUUAUUAUUUAUUAUAGUCAAAGAUUAUGUCCUAAAAUCUUCAGUCCAGUCCAUGCCUUGGAAUAGGUUAACAAAUACGUAAACCUCGUAGUUUAUUUUGACCGGGCACCCAAUCAGAAUACAUUGUCAUGUACAUGUAAAAUGGCAAUUUUUUUCACCUGUAAAACUCAUUUUUAUUUCAUAUCCUCCACAUCUGAAAUGUUUUAGGGCAUACAGUACACAUUCAUAUAGUGUAGUAAUGAAUUGCAAUUACCAUAGUGACAUUUUGGUGGAUUUACCAAGACUAAAAACAGGCUUUAAGUUAAUGUAUAAUUUUUCUCAGUAAAGUUGUGAUUUUGUGAUUAUUUUGUGUUGACUAGUCUGCAAAAGUGGAUCCAAAGGUUUUCCAGAGUUUUUGCCGUUUUGAGUUUUAUCUCUGGUUUUUUACCCUGGACCUACUUGUCGUAGAAUUUUUCAACACAAAAUUUUCACUCCCCUGCGCAGCAGGGACAAAUGUCACAUAGGUCAUUAUUUGAAAUUAGGUUAGGUUUGCAAUAUAUUCUCGGUCUGGCACUGGCGGGGUGUAACAUUUGAUUGCAUGGAGUUAAUGAUCCAUGUGCAUGUAUAUUUUUCUAAUUUUUUCAUACUCCCAUUAAUACAUGGUGCCAGUUAUAUGCUUUUCUGUUUGUUAAGUAAAAAGUCCAAGAGUAUUUAGGCCUGUUAAGGAAGUACUUAAAUAUAAAUUAUCAGAUUGUUUUGGAUAUUUGAAAAGUAUAUGCAGAGUUGCCAAUUAGUGGGAUUUGUUCUAAAUAAUUAAUAGGAUUUUUAAGGGGAAAUCGACACUAAAUAAGGUUUUCCCCUAGAAAUAUGAUUUUUGAAACUUGUAAGAAUUAUGAUUUUUAGUAUGCUUCGUUUUCACAAAAA